Messenger RNA from Fomitopsis serialis, 1869 nucleotides. RefSeq lists its product as uncharacterized. The transcript is spliced from 9 exons. The coding region runs from base 1 to 1869 and encodes 622 amino acids. The record is from RefSeq and is a predicted model, not a curated record. NCBI's taxonomy places the organism in Eukaryota, Fungi, Basidiomycota, Agaricomycetes, Polyporales, Fomitopsidaceae.
AUGCCCCCAGCCGGCGGUUGUGUGGAGGAUGACGAGGAAGUGGAGAUGGACCGGGCGACCGAUCGCGCGGCCGACGAUGAUGGCGAUGUACCAGCGGACCCUCUUCACCACGCCGACUCACCUCCGCGACCCCCGCCCGCAAUGAUGACUAUUGUUGACACCACCGGGCUUCUCGAUGCCGGGUUGUAUCCGGCGAGCCAGCGCAAGGCUCGUACGUGCUUCACCUUUGGGGCACUUGACGGUUUCCUGCUGGACAAUCUGGAGUGUAAGACUACCGCCAUGAAUUACUACGCACGGAUUCGACGGGCCACCAAUCCGGCUUUUCCCCAUGAAGUACCGGAUCGAUACCUUGAGCUGCUUAGAGUGAGCCGCGAAUGGGCGUUGCUCCAGGCGAAGAAACAGUUUGGAUACGGGCCACAGUGGCGAGAGGCCCCGGGCAACGGAGACCUUGCUCACUUUUGCCCGGCAUGUCCGCAGCCCGGAGUGAACAUACCCGAGGACUGGGAGGUGGAUGAUAGGAAGUACCUAUAUGCCCGAGGAUAUGUCAUGGAUGGGAACUUCCACGCCGAGCAAAUGAAAAUGCGCAAGCCCGAGAACGACGUACCGUUGAUGCCGGGGAAAAUGUUCAUGGUUCAUCCCGGCCCAUACGAGGAGCACCUGAGAGUAGCGAAGGACGUGAAGAUGCACUCAAGCUGCAACGACCACAAGGCGGUCUCCCAGGCCAACGCCGACCGGCAUAAGCUCGCUGUCACCGGGAUCGGCGCAACAUCUUGUUUGAGGCACGGGUGCUUCCUUCCGCACUCGGUAGUGAACUAUCAGAAGGGCGAACGUCAGAUGAACAUGGACUACUCCCUGUCCAAUGCUCUCGGCUACCGCUCGAGAGGUAUUGGGCACGUCUAUGUAUCAUACGACAUCAUGUGCCAGUACCACGUCCAUCUCCAUGACCGAUUUGACGACAAUCCUUAUCUUCAAAUGCCGGGGGGCCUCGUCCUAUACAAGUGCAUUGGCCUCUUUCACAUUCACGGUCACAAGGCGGAGUGCGAGCUCCGGCACUCUCUCACCUUCACCGAGGGGGCCGGGGAAGCUGACGGCGAGAUCAUCGAAACCCAAUGGUCGGGGAUCAAUCCCGUGUCGGGUAGUACCCGCUCAAUGUCAACAUCCCACCGGCAGGAAACCCUCGACCGGCACAUGAACAAUUGGAAUUGGAAGAAGAUGAUCACCAUGGUGGCUUCGCUGAGAAGAAAAAUCAAAGCCAAUCGGCCACUGCUGGCCGACAUGAAGGCCGACCUCACCGCAAAGGAGGCCAGUGUCGAUGCCGACAUUUUGGGAGAGUGGAGGAGGGAACUCAGGAUAGUACAACGACGAAGGCUGCGGGAUGUGAAGGUAAUGGACAGGUAUCAAGCGAAGAAACAAAUUAUGCCCUCGCGGCUCGAACUUCAGAUAAAGCUUGCAGAAGAAGAGGAGCAACAACUCGCAAUCCAGAAAGAUAUAAAGCAGAUGGGCGCCACUGUGACGGGGGCUCAAGAGUUAAAGCUGGCCAAACGGAGGAAGCCUCUCGAGAGUCAGAUCCGGCGGUUCCACCGGCGAGCGGCUGCAAUUCACCGAAGGCAUGACUGGGGCGUGGCAGAGGAGGAAGCAGUGGAUGACGACUCGGCUGCGGAGUGGGAAGAAGAUCCCAACGAUCCCCCAGCACAUGCCGACAAUCCAUGGUCCAUCUUUCCCAGUAAACCGCCCGCACCAUACCCAGUGAAGGCGGCGGAACAUACGAAACUCGGGCUACCUUCGAAUUUCACGCGGAAUGCUCUAACCGCCAAUGGAUUGCAACGUUGGCCGCGCACGAGCUCACUCUGCGGCGCGGACAAGCAAUGA